Molecule: messenger RNA, 2932 nt
Organism: Planococcus citri (citrus mealybug)
Lineage: Eukaryota; Metazoa; Arthropoda; Insecta; Hemiptera; Pseudococcidae
Product: transient receptor potential cation channel protein painless-like
Exons: 1
Coding region: 1-2922 (973 amino acids)
Biological process (GO): monoatomic ion transport; transmembrane transport
Cellular component (GO): membrane
Molecular function (GO): protein binding; monoatomic ion channel activity
Source: RefSeq, a predicted model, not a curated record
AUGACAAAUGAAGAAAAGCUAUUGAUUGCCUUCAAGCAGCGAAACUUGGACGAAUUCAAAGAAAUCAUAAAAUGCGAGGACUUGGACAUCAAUUACACCUGGACAGCGUCGGAUAAUCGGACUCUAAUGACUCUAUUAGAUUUGGCUUGUGAAGCCAGCGAAGCCAGUGAGUAUGUUCUAAUUCUUCUACUUAACGGAGCAGUACGUACCUACUGGAACAGACAAAUGCUCAUCAAGGCAUUCGAAAGAAAUUUAGACACAACUACGAUAAAUUACCUGGUAGUGGCUAAUAUAUUGAAAGUAGAACCGGAAGAAGAAAAUAAAUUUUAUGAUACUCUAAUUCGAACCACGGUCGAAAAAAAUGAUGUCAACAUAAUGAAACUUAUAGCAUACUACCGUCAUAAAAACUUAGCUCCAGAAUUUGCACACUUGUCAUCACUUCUAGAAAGUAUCGAAACAGUCAGGUUGCUCAUCGAGUACUUCGAUGUGGAUAUGGAAUUUCAAAGGGAUUCUCAUGGUCAUGCUCGUACUUAUCGUGACAUAAUAUUGCAGAAGUAUCCCCAACUAAAAUCAAAACUGCCAAUUCGGUCACCAGAUGAGCUCCAAGACAUACUAUAUUCAUAUCUUUAUCACAAUGCGCCUGAAUUGUUUUUAAAUCGAAUCGCCGAACUGAGCACCGAAUUUCUGGACAGUCCCGUUUAUUAUAAAACCAGAACAUACUUAUUCGAAGCUUGCAAAAAAGGUUACAUUGACGUAGUAGAUGCACUGAUAGAAAAACAUGGUAAUGUAAAUAUGCCAGCCACAGAUAACACUCUUGAUGUCCCUAAUUCAGACCAAAUUACGGCAUUAGCGGUAGCUGCGUAUAUGGGUCAUUAUAAAAUUGUUACCAAGUUAAUCUCACACAAUGCUCAUCUGCAAAUUAAUAAAACAGGGGGAUCGAUUUUGACUUUCGUAAUAUAUGGUAUGAAUCGACAAGGUUCCUCAAAAGAUACCCAUCGCGAGAUCCUAAAUUUACUCUUGACGACUUACAAUUCGCAAACUGUUCCUGCACUAAAUAUAAAUCAUAAAGACGAGGCUAACAAGACCCCACUUCAUUAUGCAGUCGCAUUGAAAAAUGAAUUUGCCAUCAAGUCUCUCCUUGACGCUGGUGCCGAUGUGUAUUCAAAAGAUGCCUACGGUAGGCCUCCCUUAACUUCACUUCCACUAACAAUAUUGGAAAAAUAUUUUGAUGAGAGCAUUAAGUUGCAUAUACACGAUUCAUAUCGAGAUGUGGAGUUUGACUACAGCAUAUUCAAACAAAACGAUCAAAAUUUUUCAACAACUGGUAACGAAAUGGAGUUUUUUCAUCUAAUUCAGCAAAAUCCAGAGUUGAGAACACUACUGAAGCAUACGCUUUCAGAGAGCUUCCUCUGUGUGAAAUGGUGUCUCGUUAGGAAAUAUUACUUCCUUAAUUUCGCAUUCUAUCUAUCAUUUUGCGUGGCCUUGAACGCGUAUAUUUUUCAAAUGCACGAUUGUCCACCGUCACCGACCAGCUACAACAGCUCUCAAUUAAACGAUACUGGAAUCAACCAUCAUACCCCUUCAAUUCUAUGUGAUGAAUCGUUGUUAUUAGGAUUGGGAAUAAUAACAUUCCUGUUUUACAUCGUGUUCAUUCUACGAGAACUUUGCCAAGUUUCUCUUCCAAACAAGCAAUACUUCAGAUCACCUGAAAACUGGUUGGAAAUGACGAUGAUAGUUGCAGUUGGUGUUUUCUUUGCGAAUCAACGUAACGCACAUGUAGCAGUCACCAUUAAUUUAAUCUCGGGUGUAGAGCUAGUAUUUCUACUAGGUAAACAUCCGUGGUUUUCGGUCUACAUAGAAAUGUUUAAAACAGUGGCACUGAAUUUUGCCAAAUUUCUCGCAUUGUUCUCGAUUCUCGCUAUAUCGUUUGCGAACAGCUUUUACAUUUUAUUCCGAGAUAAAACAGAAGAGUACAUAUCGUCAGAAAAUCAAACUAAUGUUGAUCCAUCCAAUCAACGGAUUGCAAACUCAUUUAAUUCGUGGCCAGACCUGAAAGUAUCGCUUAUCAAAUCGAUUAUCAUGAUGACCGGAGAACUUGAUGCUUCUAAUCUACCCCUAGGUGAAAACUUCAAUUACAGUUACGUGUUUUUUUCCCUUUUCGUCUUUCUCGUUCCUGUGGUACUUUAUAAUCUACUCAAUGGUUUGGCCAUCAGUGAUACGAACGUCAUCAUGAAAGACUCGGAAAUAGUUGCUGUGAUGUCUCGAGUUGAAUUGAUAUGGCAAUUAGAACGUCUACUCAACAGCAAGUCAUUGCAGUUUUUCCGCAAGCAUUUUUCCGAAUUUUUAAAUCUCAGAUUUUUCAGGGAUGUUGAUAUAAUUGGGAAGCUCGGUGAUGAAGUAAGACAGCAACAGAAGAAACUUAUAGUAGAAUCCUUCUUCAACUACAGAAUUAAAUUUGGUACUCUCGGCAAAAAAAUCGGGGAAAUGCCUCUCACUAUCAUCAACCAAGCCGAACAAAUUGUACAAAAUCGAAAUAACCAUAAUUCUGCCGAAAAUGUGAACCAGAAUCUAUCAACUCAUGAUGAAAAGAAAACUUCAUCGAACAGCGAACGCGUUGGUGAGGCGAUCAAUACGUUUAGCGAUCAAAUGCAUGAUCUGAAACUUGAAAUCGAUGUAAAAAUUGUUAAUAUAGAAGAAAAAAUUGCAGAAAUGAAUGAAAAAAUUGCUGAUCGCGAUAAAAAAUUGUUAAAAAGUGUUGAUGAACGUAACGCGAAAUUACUCGAAUCUGUUGUGGAGGCGGUAGCACAUCUUAAGCCAAUAGCUGAUCGCGAUGAAAAAUUGUUACAAAGUGUUGAUGAACGUAACGCGAAAUUACUCGAAUCUGUUGUGCAGGCGGUAGCACAUCUAAAGCAAAAGGAAUAGAAUUUUUAGA